AAAUGUCACUGUCACACACCACGUCAACAUUGACAUGAUAGCAUGGGUGUAUCUUUUGCUAUUAUUAUGAUUUCAUAAUUCAAUUCACGUAAUAAUUGUUAUAUCAUAGCCUAUCCUUUGAAUUAAACCUGCAACAGGGGCGUAGUGAAUCGUCCAACACAAUGGGAGACACCCGGAAAAAGAAAAAGUUCUACUUUCGCAAGCGUAGAAACAAAUAUUUCCUAGAACCCGGCUUCAGAGGUUUCUUCUGCACGUGCAAUUUCAGGGAGAAAGAUUGCGUGAAGGAAAUGUACAACUUGUUGAAUGAGUACGCGGGCAAAUUGUAUCCCGAGGAGGAGGUGAACAGCGCCAGGCCGGCGUCCGCCGAGCCGGAGGACCGGACCGACACCGAGUCCGACAAUGAGACUGAUAUUGGAGACAUGCUGAAGCAGGAGGUGGAAUCCAUGAGGAAGGGCUCGCAGAGUUCCCUCAGACACAAGCGUUUCCAGGUGGUGGAGACGGGAGCGUCUAACUGUAUUUUCAUAAAAACCAAUCUACCUAGUCCAGAAGAAUUGACUAACGCUAUCAUAAAAGAUCUGUCUACUACGAAAGUACAGAAAACACGACAUGUUUUACGUUUACUCCCUAUCAUGGCUACAUGCAAAGCGAACUUACCCGACAUAAUGGAAUGUGCUGGCAAACUGUUUGACAAAUACUUCUUAAAAAAGCCAUCAACAUUUGCUGUGAUCUUCAACAAAAGGUUUAAUAGCAGUGCAUCUCGAGAACUAAUUAUAAAAGAGCUUGCGGAAAUGAUUGUCCUCAAGAAUGGUGAAAACAAAGCAGAUUUAAAAAAUCCAGGGCUCUGUAUAAUAGUUGAGAUAAUAAAAGGCAUAUGUCUUCUAAGUGUUGUAGACAAUUACUAUUCAUAUAAGAAGUAUAAUCUUCAUGAAAUAUGUAAAGAGGAUACGCCCAUUGAUACGGAGGAGACUCAAGCGAAAAAGUUUAAGGCUGAUAUUAUACCACCAGCAGCUGAAGAGUGUAGUAAAGUUGAGUGAACUGAAUGUUUUAUUCUUUACAAUGUAUUCCAAUUUCUAGGUUAAGGCAACCUGGGGCCCCAAUACCAAUUCUUGCACCAAAUUUAUCUCUAUUUCUUACUAUCUUUUUAAAUAAAUGAAUGUUUUCUAUAUGUGUAACUUAAA
Maniola jurtina (meadow brown) is the source of this 1178-nucleotide messenger RNA. RefSeq names its product THUMP domain-containing protein 1 homolog. Lineage: Eukaryota; Metazoa; Arthropoda; Insecta; Lepidoptera; Nymphalidae. The transcript has a single exon. Gene Ontology annotation, molecular function: RNA binding. Bases 162 to 1034 code for a protein of 290 amino acids. The record is from RefSeq and is a predicted model, not a curated record. Gene Ontology annotation, biological process: tRNA modification.